AUACAUGCAGACGAUAUAUCAUUGACAUCUCUAAUUGUCUAUUUUUGUUUGAUUUGUCCUGAAUAAUUCGAGUUUCAAUGAAGAAAUACCACAAGUGGCGAUAAACGCAUCGCAAGUAGAGUCCGUGGACAAUUCUCCGACACUCACUCAUGGCAUGGUUUGGAAGCAAUAAUCAAGUUGUUGCGCCCGGGGACCAGGAAAUGGCCCUUGCAGGUGUUCUGGUCCCUGGUCCAGGAGCCGCCGCCACAGCGCGUCCAAGGAAGCGCAAACAUUCUGCCGGCGAGCCGCCUGCCAAUGAAAAUGCUAUGGAUGUAGAUGGAACCGAAAUGAGCUACUUUCUGGGUCGCCAUGCGGGCUACCCCGACGAGCUGAACGUCCUCAUCAAGCCGAUGCGCUGCGAGCUGUGCAAGGCGACGAUGACAUCGUGCAAGAGCGCCGAGGACCACUACUACUCCAGGGGGCACGAUCGCCAAGUCGCCGCAUGGAUCACCAAGACCUACCCGGAGCGUGGCUUUCAAAUGACACCCGGUCGGAUUGGCACGACGGCCUACCACUGCAAAGUCUGCGACCUGUCCUUGAGCUCUGCGUCCCACGCCCGUCAGCACUAUGGGGGCCGCAAGCACAAAUUGGUAGAGUCGAAGUUCUCGCGGACCUCGGGAGCUAGCUAUUGCGACACCUCCGGGGAUUGGUUGCACGUGCACACACCCGAAGCGAAGCUCAAGGACUUGUCCUUCCUGGCCGACGCAACGCGCUCAGAGCUGCCCGAGGAUUGCCCCCAGUCUGAGGCUCUAACACUCAAUCACGCAAAUCGUCCGGCGAUAGUCGAAGAGCACGCUGAGGCUAGCAGCAAAGUGGAGUGUAGUCUGUGCCAAAUUAAGGUAACAUCUUCGGGGCAAAUGGAAAUGCACGUCAAGGGAGUGAAGCACCAGAAGAAUCUACGCAAAGUGAGUAUGGAGCCGGACAUAGAGAUGGACUCAGUCCCGUCCGAAGGAUCGAUUGCGGCCAGUCUUGGUGAGGAGUUGUCGGCUGCGGAUCAAUCCAUGUACCGCACACCGACCGGCGGCUACUACUGCGAGCUCUGCAAGAAGCUCAUGAACCAUGCGACCACCUUGCAACAGCAUCUGUGUGGCAAGAAGCACUUGAAGACAGUACGUCAGCAUGCUGAACAGUCUAGUCAAUAAUUUAACGAUCUCAUUAUUUAAGCAACAUUUUGUAUGGCAAUACCAUCUUCGAAUACUUAGAUGGAAAAGAUUGGUCCGUCUCCCAUUGCCCAUUAAGUUACCUUUAUUUUGUCUGCAUUAGACUGCAUUCCCAGUGUGUAUUGCUAUACACAGUAUUACAGCAUGUAAAACAGCAUUUAGUUUAGCGAAAACAUUUCUUUUUUUUUAUCAUCUAGGGUGUAACCCCAAAGUGGAAGGGAUACGAUACCGACAAAACACUCAAUAAAUCUUGUAAAAAUUGUUAUUAUGCUGUAAA
Molecule: messenger RNA, 1476 nt
Organism: Drosophila miranda
Lineage: Eukaryota; Metazoa; Arthropoda; Insecta; Diptera; Drosophilidae
Product: zinc finger matrin-type protein 3
Exons: 1
Coding region: 150-1181 (343 amino acids)
Cellular component (GO): nucleus
Molecular function (GO): nucleic acid binding; zinc ion binding
Source: RefSeq, a predicted model, not a curated record